CUCAAGUCAACUUCGAUCCUAUUCCCCUCCUAAGAGAGAAGCCGAAUGUGCCACUGAUAAUUCAGCUAAUUCCACCUCCGUUUUGGAGCAAGACCAGUCCAGGAAAAUUGUGCUAGAAAAAAAUCCCUCUCGACUAAAUAUACAAGACGAGCUCUUCACGGAUAUUGCUAGCAUAUACUUCCCUGAGAUAAAGGACUCUGAAUCAUCAACCAUGCCUACCAACCAACUUUAUAGUCGUGUUAAUGCCUUUGAAAAUGGCAAACUAGACUUCCUUACAAACGAAUCCGAUCUUCCAAAACCUCAAAUAAGGAAAGAUCUUAUUUCGUUUAUUCACUCUUCUCUUGCUAAGGAUGAAACCGUGGCCUCUUUGAAGAGCAAAGUCGCUGACCUCUACGCCGAUGUUGAAUCAUUAAAAUACUCGCACUCCCAAGCUCAAGAUGCUAAAGCUGAGCUAGAAGAGGAAUGUUCUAGUCUUAAAAAGUCCAUAUCCCUGUUCUAUGAACAGCUAGAAUCCUCAAAGUCUUCUCGUUGUGCUCUGAAGCAAGAAGUGGAUCGAAUACGUUCCCUGAUGGAAAAUACAGAUUCACAGAACCACCUACUUGUCCACGAAAACUCGUGUUUACAAGCUCAGUUAGCAUGUAGUCGGGCUAGUCUCUGUGAGGCCAAACGGAAUUUAUCAAAACAACUUGAAUGUAUUCGCAAUGAUCUUAUAGAAAGAGAGGCCAUGUUUGAAAAAAUCGUCUCUGAACGUACAUCUUUUGAAAUCCUGAAUAGACAACGAACAAACGAACUAUCUGAAUGCAAUCAAAAAAUUAUUUCUUUACGUGACGAAUUGGCAAAUUCAGAGGCUGAAGUCUUCUCGCUCGUUGCAAAAUGUGAGCAAUCGAGAAACUCUAUAGAAACCUUAGAGCAAGCGAAGAUAGUUCUUCUUGGCAAGAUUUCCGCCUUAGAAGACGAAAUUUCACGCCAUUCUGGUGCUUACCAGGAUAUUAAUUUACAGUAUCAGGAAGCAUGUAAUCAUAUUAAGCAGCUUGAAGAAGAGCGCAAGUUAGAUGAAGCGAAUACAGCCCUGGUUUUGGAGGAAAAGGCAGCCCUUGUUGUUGCUCUAGAUGCUGCUGGAAAGGAUAAAGAGGCUUUGAACCUUAGCAUUUCUAGUCUUAGUGGCGACAUGGUCAGAGUUGAACAGAAAAUCUUUUCAAUGAAGAAAGAACUUUCUGACAGGUCAUCUCGAUUGGCUUUCUUGGAAUCUACUAACGAGGAUUUAAAAAAUGAUCUUAAAACUGCAUCAGAUCGGUUGGAAGAGAUGUCAGCCCAAUUUGAAGGCGCUCUACGGGAUAAAGAUAUUCUCCAAACUACUCUUAAAACAUUAACUGAGGAAAAUAAUGGCCUUAAAGACGAUAUUGUGCGUCUUUCUUUGGUCCUUGAGGCUGCGCAAUCAGCUAUUCAACCUGCCUGCAUCGAAGCAUCUGAAGCAGCACAAAGAGGGAUGAAAGAGCAACUUGAUAUCAUGAAGAAUGGUCUAAACUUGAAAGAGUCUCAUUUAAAUGAUCUAAAAAAGCAGAUUGAAGUUCUUCUCUUGGAACAACAAAAAUAUGCAAAUCUUAUCCAUGAGCACUCAGAAUUACAGGCCAACUUUGAUCGCCUUUCUCUUGAAUAUCUACAAGCUUGUGAAAAUGCUAGUAGUAAGCAUACACACAUGGUCCAACAGCUUGAUGAGUUUAAACUAAAUACUCAACAAGUCUUAAAAGAAAAAUCGUCUGAGAUAAAAAUUCUUUCUAGCCAAAAUGAGUCCUUCAAAAAAGAGGUGUUUAGACUAAAGGAUGAACUAAGUUUGCUAGAGGCAUCCAAUGCAUCUGCUUUAGCCUCGGAAUGGUCUGAUAAACUGAUUAAGAGCGAAGCUGAACGCUGUGAAAUUGAGGCCAAAUUGACCGAGUCAAGACAAAAAAUCUUUGACAUAUCUGCUCAAUAUAGUAAUGAGGUUGCCAAUCUUCAAAGCGAGAUUGUUCGUUUGGAGAGCCGG
This is a messenger RNA of Protopolystoma xenopodis, 2020 nucleotides long. The record is from the annotation of a GenBank genome assembly. Lineage: Eukaryota; Metazoa; Platyhelminthes; Monogenea; Polystomatidea; Polystomatidae.